Molecule: messenger RNA, 431 nt
Organism: Drosophila subpulchrella
Lineage: Eukaryota; Metazoa; Arthropoda; Insecta; Diptera; Drosophilidae
Product: glycine-rich protein
Exons: 2
Coding region: 18-431 (137 amino acids)
Source: RefSeq, a predicted model, not a curated record
AAAUAAACUACAGCAAGAUGUAUAAAGAACUGAUACUUGUGACCAUCGCCUGCCUGACAACCUCCAUCCUGGCAGCUCCUGCUCCAGAACCCGCUCCAGAACCAGCUCCCGCUCCCGCUCCUUCCCCCGGCAUUGGAUACGGAAUUGGACAUGGCUACGGUGGAUAUGGCCUGGGAUUAGGUCUAGGAAUUGGGCACUAUGGAGGUCACUAUGGGGGUCACUACGGCGGCUAUGGUGGACACUUUGGAGGAAUCGGAUUGGGCUACCACGCACCCAUCAUCUCCAAGACGAUCAUCGGCAAGAGCUACCUGGGCGGCUAUGGUUAUGGCCUGGGUCACGGAUACCUCGGAGGCUACGGACAUGGACUGUACGGUGGACAUGGUCUGGGUCUGGGAUAUGGACUGGGAUAUGGCUACGGUCAUGGUUGGUAG